CUAUUUAAUUUUUCUCUCUCUGGGGCUCACCAGUCUUUCCAGUUCUUCUUCCACGUGUGUCCUGCCCUCUUCUUCUCUCAUAGGGUGUGAACGCACUGAACCGCCAAGAUGUCAGAAAAAAAGAUGACCUCCAGCCGUAGGCAUCAUUUGAAGAGCCUGGUGCUCUCCAUUGCCUUCAAUCUGCUGGAUGCUGAAGCCAAGCAGCACGUAACUGAUAAAGAGUCUCACAUGAGCGAAAACUGCCCUGCUCUUGAUCUGCCUGGAUCUGUGCAGGAGCUGCAGGAUUUGUGCAAGAAGCUGCACCAACAGAUUGACAAGGUUGAUGAGGAGAGAUAUGACAUGGAGGCCAAGGUUGCCAAGGCAGACAAGGAGAUUGAGGAUCUGAAGAUCAAGGUGAUCGACCUGAAGGGCAAGUUCAAGAAGCCUGCACUGAAGAAAGUGCGCAUGUCUGCUGACGCUAUGCUUCAGGCUCUGCUGGGCUCCAAACACAAGGUCUCCAUGGAUUUGAGGGCCAACCUCAAACAAGUCAAGAAGGAGGUCAAAGAGGAGUCUGUAGAACAGGUUGGCGACUGGCGUAAGAACAUUGAGGAUAAGGCUGGUAUGGACGGCAGGAAGAAGAUGUUUGAGUCCGAGGCUUAAGAUGUUUUAUGUUUUUUUUCUCAUAUAUAUGUCUUCAGAUUUCUCUGCCAAACAUCUUUCUGUCCUGUAAACCUCCCGUUCCAAUAAAAAAGUAUUUUCCCUGGA
Messenger RNA from Danio aesculapii, 744 nucleotides. It is a transcript of the gene tnni2a.4, whose product is annotated as troponin I type 2a (skeletal, fast), tandem duplicate 4. Gene Ontology annotation, biological process: muscle contraction. Bases 109 to 639 code for a protein of 176 amino acids. Lineage: Eukaryota; Metazoa; Chordata; Actinopteri; Cypriniformes; Danionidae. Gene Ontology annotation, cellular component: troponin complex. The record is from RefSeq and is a predicted model, not a curated record. The transcript has 7 exons.